AUGCGUGAGACGUAUAAGAGAUACCAGAAAGCGACUACGGAGGCAGUGCUGAGCCAGCCGGAUCUCAUCCAAAUUGGCCAGGAAGCAGAUCGCUACGAUGCCGCCAGUCACGAUGUGGGCGUACCGGCCAACCUAAGCGGUGCAUUCGCUAGUUUCUUGGAUCGUGAACCUGAGCCAUGUACCUCUGCAGAUUCUGCAUGUAUUGGCAGAGUCUACGAAAUCCCUGGUGUACCAGGCUUGUAUAUAUAUCCAUCGCUACUCUCAUCCGCAGUGCAGCUUGAAUUGCUCGACAAACUUCUGCAUCGGGAUGUAUCGAAUCCUCGUCACAGCACGAAUGUGCAUCGCUUUCAUCGCGUAGAGUAUCCCCCAUCCGAAGGCACAGGAUCGUCGGCCUCUUUCUUCUCGCCAGCUGCGACUAGCACAAUAUUUGAGCCUCUUGAUCCUGCUGUUCACAAGCCGUUCGGUGUCCAGCAGUUCUGGAACAAAAAGCUCCGCUGGAUCACACUUGGUGGCCAAUACGACUGGACAGAAAAGCAAUAUCCGUCUGAAGAUCCACCCGAGUUCCCUGCUGAUAUCAAGAAGCUGGUGGAAGACUUAUUCCCGAUGAAAGCGGAAGCGGCUAUUCUGAACCUGUACUCGCCAGGCGACACGCUGAGCCUGCAUCGAGAUGUCAGCGAAGAAAGCAAUCAGCCCUUGGUCAGUAUCUCCAUCGGCUGCGACGCCAUUUUCAUCGCUGGUCUCGAGGAGAAGGAUGUAUCCGGCGGGAACUGCUCUACCGCUGCCAUUCGUCUGCGGUCGGGCGAUGCCGUGCUCAUGAGCGGUCCAAGCAGAUACGCGUGGCACGGAGUUCCGAAGGUGCUUCCGAAUACCUGCCCAGAAUGGUUACAAUCAUGGCCUGCUGCGGAGAAAGCGCCGCAAUAUCAAGUAUGGAAGAACUGGAUGGGGGGCAAACGGAUCAACCUCAACGUCCGACAAAUGUUUGACUGACUCUGCUGGACUCUGUCGAGCACGAUCAAACUUUCACGAUACAGAUCACGUUCUCCAUAUCG
This is a messenger RNA of Cercospora beticola, 1049 nucleotides long. Its product is annotated as alpha-ketoglutarate-dependent dioxygenase AlkB. Gene Ontology annotation, cellular component: nucleus; cytoplasm. The record is from RefSeq and is a predicted model, not a curated record. NCBI's taxonomy places the organism in Eukaryota, Fungi, Ascomycota, Dothideomycetes, Mycosphaerellales, Mycosphaerellaceae.